Messenger RNA from Porites lobata, 1446 nucleotides. NCBI's taxonomy places the organism in Eukaryota, Metazoa, Cnidaria, Anthozoa, Scleractinia, Poritidae. The record is from the annotation of a GenBank genome assembly.
AUGGGAAGCCCGUCUUCCAUUUCUUUUUCCCUUUCCCCCUCCCAGGAGAGAGUAAGAUCACUCACUGCAAGUACUACGGACACAAAAGAAGUUAUUUGGACGGAUAAUCUGAGAGAAAGGAUGGCUGCUGUUGAAGAAAACUGGCAGAUGAAACUAUCAACCAUUAAGGAAAGAACCACGGUUAUUUUUAACAACGAGUUAUUGAGCGAUGUAAAGUUUAUGGUUCCUGUUUCGGAAGCUGAAAGUGAAACCCGGAAGACGAUUCCAGCCCACAAGCUUGUGCUUGCUAUCAGCAGUCCUGUCUUCUAUGCCAUGUUUUAUGGGCAACUGGCGGAGGCUAAAGACUGUAUUGAACUGCCUGACUGUGAGUACGACAGUCUGUUGGAGUUCCUUCGAUACUUGUACAGCGAUGAGGCGAAUCUAACCGGAAGUAACGUGAUGCAUGUUCUGUACUUAGCGAAUAAGUACAUGGUACCUUCACUUGCAGAGAAAUGCGGUGAAUAUCUACGAGAAAACCUAUCAACAACCAAUGUGUUCUCCAUUCUUCCACACGCUCGGAAAUUUGAGGAUAAAGAUUUGGAAGGUCUAUGCUGGCAAGUGAUCGAGGAGAACACAGAGGAAGCUGUGACGUCAGAUGAUUUUGUCACGCUUGAGCGAUCUCUUACUGAGAGUGUUGUGAAGAGGGAAAGACUUACCGUAAAGGAAGUGGAUCUGUUCAAAGCUGUAGAUCGCUGGGCGACUAAAGAAAGUGACAGGAAAGGAAUAACUACUGAUGGCGAGUCAAAAAGGAGAAUAAUAGGAGAGAACAUUUUAAAGGCCAUACGGUUUCCAAUGAUGUCACAGAAGGAAUUCGUCUCCGUUGUUUUUGAUUCCAAAAUUCUUAAUUUUCAAGAGAUUAGUGAAUUAAUGAAGUACUAUAGUGAUGUUGAGUUAACCUCUCCUUUACCAUUUAUAAAAUUCCCAAGGCUUAUAUGCUAUAGAGUCUACAGAUUUUCUGUUUACCAGCCACCAGGAGUUGAUCGCUCCUGGGCAUAUUCUGGUAAAACUAAUGAUGGAAUUUUUUUCUCUGUGAACAAGUCUGUUAAGUUGCACGGUAUUCAGCAUUUUGGCCGUGAAGGUUGCCAGUACACAGUUUCUACUGAAGUUAAUGAUACUACAAAUAAGUUUUCACUGGUAAAGAAAACAGGGUCUUACAUAUCAGAAAUAGAUGAGAAGCAUGAGUAUUUUGGCUUCACUGUUUGUUUUGAUUCCCCACUUCAGUUACACGAGGGCAAGAGAUAUGAGGUCAGGUCACUCAUACAAGGACCCUUAUCAUGGUAUGGAGAAGAGGGGAACCCAUUCCUUGAGUGUAGUCAAGUACAGUUCAAUUUUUAUCGCUUUACCAGUAGUAGCAAUGGAACAACUGAAUUAAGAGGUCAGUUUGCUGCUUUUCUUUUCAGCAAGUAA